Messenger RNA from Laccaria bicolor S238N-H82, 1212 nucleotides. RefSeq lists its product as uncharacterized. The record is from RefSeq and is a predicted model, not a curated record. NCBI's taxonomy places the organism in Eukaryota, Fungi, Basidiomycota, Agaricomycetes, Agaricales, Hydnangiaceae. The transcript has 3 exons. Bases 1 to 1212 code for a protein of 403 amino acids.
AUGUACACCGGAAUGUUCCCCGGAAUGGUCUUCCCCGGAAUGGGCAGGAAUGGUGUUCCCCGGAUUUAUUUAUUUUCAAUGGAUCACAAACAAUGUUUGUUUAGUGAACAUGCUCACCAAACAUGGCCACUCUCUUCUUCCACCACCACCACCAUGCUCGUCACCGCCACCAACGCCACGCCAUCACCGUCACCCAUAGCCACCACCGCCAACAUCGCUCCUCGAUCAUCCAUGGCCGCCACGACCACCAACAUCAACCACAACACCCUUCAACAACAACGCGGCGACGCCAUGUCACGAAACAACGAGCGCCGUAACCCACGAAAACACCCAACACCCACGAAAACAAUGCCCCCAGACACAAAACGACACCCGACGGGCACAAAACGACGCCCACCGCCCAUGUACACGAGGUCUUAUCAGUGCCCCCCUAAUUCCUGCAGGAAUCCGGUCAUUCCUGCGGAUUCCGGUGGAUUCCGGAGGAAGGAAAUUUGGCAGGGAGGCCUGCCAUUUUCAUCAUUCCGACGGCAUCCACCACCAUCCACGAGUGCCCACCACGACAACCACGUGAACGCUGCAACGCCACGUCACAAAUCAAACAAGCCCCCCACGGCACGAUGGCAACGAUGCCCACGACAACAACGACGUCCAUGGCUACGACAACGACACGCGACAACGACAACGCGACAACGACAACAUGACAACGACCACGCGACAACGACCACGCGACAACGACAAUGCGACGACGUCCACGCGACAACGUCCACAACUACGACGACGGCACACGACGACGUCCACGCAACGACGACACCGCGACGACGACCACACGACGAUGACAACGCGACGACGACCACGCGACGACACAGGAUGACGACGUCGAUGGACGACGAGGCCCAGCACUACCCCCUUCCCCUUCCUUCCUCCCUCCCUUCCUUCCUCCCUCCCUUCCUUCCUUCCUGCCUCCCUCCCUUCCUCCCUCCCUUCCUUCCUCCCUCCCUCCCUUCCUUCCUCCCUCCCUCCCUUCCCUCCCUCCCUUCCUUCCUCCCUUCCUUCCUUCCUUCCUCCCUCCCUCCCUUCCUUCCUCCCUUCCUUCUUCCUUCCCUUUCUUCCUCCCUCCCUUCCUUCCCUUUCUUCCUCCCUCCCUUCCUUCCCUCCCUUCCUUCCUUCCUCUCCCCCUCCACCCUUCUCUUCCUGCCCCUUCAUUUAACUUAG